GCUGCCUCCUUUUGCUGUGUGCACACAUUGCAGAGGUGGUGGUACAACAAUAGCCAGCUGCGGGUUGAGUGAGUGUGUGUCAGUUUGUGUGUGUGUGUGUGUGUGUUUGUGCAUGCCGCCGCUGGGUGUCUUCAGUCCGGCUUCACUGUAGACAACACAGGCUGGUCUGUCUGUCCGUGCUUUCCGGAAGAGAGGGUGUGACACAUGGGACACAUCUCGGGUCAGCAGCUGAUCUUGCCUCUCGUUUGCACAGAAAGCAGCAUGGAAGCCUCUCUGCGGGUGUGUGUUGAUAAUCGGCUGUGAGUGGAGAGGAUCAAAUAGGCGGGACAUCCCUCUCUCCGGAUCCCUUUCACUGGAAGGCGCUCACACACGCCCGAGCACUCGUUUGGCUUUGGUGGGAGGGUGAGCAUUGCGACCGGAGGCUGGCCGAGGUCACAUUGAUGCUGGUGGCCGCUCCCUGGUACUGUCCCCGCCACUGUCCCCGCCACCUGCUCCAGCGCUGCCCCCACCUCCCUGCCAACCCACCAUGGCUAUGAGCAGUGACCUGGGCCGUGAGCGGCUGGACCCCGACUCUGACAAACAGACCAGCAAUCUCACCGACAUCAUGAGUGCCAUGACGACAAAAGACUCUGAUGGCUCUACUACCAACGGCGUGAGGAAUGGUGGGGCUCAGCAGGAGGGGGUUCAGACCAAGAGGACCCACGCUUUGCGACCUCACUUGACUGGAAGGAAGUUGUCACUGCAGGAGAGAGGCACCUACAAGUCGUCAGGAGGAGGGUACACGCACAUUUCCCCUCGUGUGGCUCGCAGGCCCACCGUGGAGUCCAAACGUGUGUCCAUAUCAGACGCCCAGGACUGUAUCCAGUUGAACCAGUAUAAGCUGAAGAGUGAGAUUGGAAAGGGCUCCUACGGUGUGGUUAAACUUGCCUACAAUGAGGAUGAUGACAAACAUUAUGCCAUGAAGCUGGUGUCCAAGAAAAAGUUAAUGAAGCAGUGUGGUUUUCCACGUCGACCACCCCCAAGAGGACCCAAGGCGGCUCAAGGAGAGCAGCCCAAAAUCUUAGGACCCCUGGAGAGGGUCUACCAAGAGAUCGCCAUCCUCAAAAAACUGGACCAUGUCAACAUUGUGAAGCUAGUGGAGGUACUGGAUGAUCCAGCGGAGGACAACCUUCACAUGGUGUUUGAGCUGAUGCCGAAAGGUCCAGUGAUGGAAGUUCCCUCAGAUACUCCUUUGUCGGAGGAGAAGGCGAGAUUGUAUUUCAGAGACGUCAUCCUGGGCAUAGAGUACCUGCACUACCAGAAGAUUGUCCACAGGGACAUCAAGCCUUCUAACUUGCUCCUGGGGGACGACAGCCACGUAAAGAUUGCUGAUUUCGGGGUCAGCAACCAGUUUGAAGGCAACGAUGCUUUACUGUCCAGCACUGCUGGCACUCCCGCAUUUAUGGCACCAGAGACCCUUUCAGACGCACGAAAGAGCUUUAGUGGAAAAGCACUGGACGUGUGGGCCAUGGGAGUUACACUUUACUGUUUCGUUUUUGGAAAGUGCCCCUUUAUUGACGACUACAUAUUGGCUUUGCACAAUAAGAUAAGGACCAAGCUUGUGGAUUUCCCAGAAACACCAAAUAUCAGCGAAGAGCUGCGGACUCUGAUCCUGCGGAUGCUGGAUAAGAACCCGGACACAAGGAUUACCAUUCCUGAGAUCAAGAUGGACCAGUGGGUGACCAAGGGGGGCACCGACCCCUUGCCACUAGAGGAGGAGCACUGCUCCGUGGUGGAAGUAACAGAGGAGGACAUCCAGAACUCAGUCAAGUUUGUUCCAAGCCUCUCUGCAGUUAUUUUGGUGAGAGCCAUGUUGAGGAAGCGCUCCUUCAGUAACCCCUUUGAGUGUCCAAGCAGGAGAGAGGAGCGGUCCAUGUCUGCACCAGGCAGCCUGCUUAUGGAUUCCUGGCCCUUCCGGCCCUCUUUUAAACUUCACCCCUCACUCAGAAAGAGCAGCACAGGAGAUGGACCCAGAGAAGGAGAGCUGGAGGACCUGCAUGAAGACGAGCCCUCCUCUUGAGUCAAAAUGACAGUCAACAGUCAUAAACUCCAUUCCAACACAUAUCCCUCUGCUUGUAAAACCAGUGUACUCUCACCUUUAAUCUGCUGAGUGACUCGAGUUCACAUUCAGACUCGUUUGCUUGAGCUUGCUUACGAUUUUAUCUUUUUCUUUUUCCUUCCUGAUUUCCCCUAUUUGCCCUAUUUUCCUUCUACAAUGUGGAGACUCUGAGCAUUUAGUUUGUUCUUCAAUGUCGCUUGUUUUAACUGCUCUCCCUCUUCCUGAUGUGACUGGCAUCAGUCAACCGAUAUGGGGAACUCUGCAUCAUUACCAGUUGAAAUGACUGUUGACACAAACAUGUUUAUCAGCUGGCAUUACACUGUGAUGUGGGAAAAAAAACUGUCAAAACACGUCUGCAUGGAUGAAUAUUUAAAGCAUCAUCAUCAGACUGUCUAUAGCCUGCCUGACGAGAAGAGUAAUCCUCACAGCAUGUAAAUGGCAUUAGGUUGUCUCCUCACUGAACUACAGGAUUGCUUUUUCUGAUAUUGUACAUAGAUGCCAUCACUAGCUUUUGUUUUAGAGCUUGGUGAUUGAGUCCCUUCUGUGCUACCAGCCCAGCUUGUUGGAUUUCUCUGACAGGUAGUCAGCUGUCUAAGGGUGAUUACAGGGACAGGCCAGCGACUUUACUACGCUCCAAAGCGUUUCAAAGUUACUUUGCUCGCUGUGUUAUUUGAAACUCUUUCUGUUAGAAGUCAUUUCACGCUUCCUUUUCAACUCCUUUGUGUCUGAUAAUUGUUCUCCUGCCCCGUCUCGUUCCUGCCAUAUCCUGUUGCUGUUUGAUCCAAAGUGAAGUCAUUGCAACAGAGGUCGGAGCAUUUGGUAGUGUUGUUUGAUGGUGAGUCAGCACAGACUAUAAUUUCCCUUUUUAGUAAUCCCAUUCUUGGAUUCAGAGCUGAUUUGAAGGCAUGAAUAACUGUAUUGUGCAAGUUAAACAUCAAUGAGUGCUCUUACAGAAGAAAUUGAAAUAUCCAGGCUAAGGCACUGUACACAAAUUAUUACUGAAGGGGAGGUCAGAAAAGUGGCAGGGUUUUUUAUGUUUCCCUUUUGCUUAGGAGUGGUUAGUCUGAAUGUUUGGGAGAAAAGGAGAAGAGUCUUUUUAUUUUCUAAUAUCCCAAAUGUAUAAUUCAGUAUUCCCUCAAGGGAAGAGUCACAGCAGGUUAUGCAUGCAAAAUGUUAUCCCUACAAAAAGUAAUAUUCUCUUUUACUUUCUUAUUCAUCAUAACAAUAAUGUGUUCAAAAAUAGUAGCUGCAUCAUAUAAUGUCAGACAUUUUAUUGCCAUACAUUCCAUAUAUUGAGAAAACAAUUCUUCCUUAAACACAGAUGUGAUUUAAAUAUAUUUUAUAUACAAAUUGACUGAAUUUAAAUGAGAUUUAAAUUAGAUUACAUCACAUAGAAUUAUUGAACAUUUAAAGCUAGGGUCCAAAUUAAAUAGUAAUUAAUGCUGAAAGGGUUGUGUGAUUUAGAAAGAUAAAAUAAUAGAUUUAUACGAUCCCAGUAAUCUUUGCAAGGUCCCUAACUAGUUUGCCUGGCUGACAUUUCGAAGGUCAAACUAGCCCCGCGUGUGUAGAGCUGGGUUGGCUAGUGAGUCAGCAUUCUAACGGUGAGAUCACAAAGGUCGGCUGGUAUCAAAUAUUAUUAAUUUCUGUGAUUGAAGUCCUUUGUUUGCCAUUAAGGCUGAUUGCUAAACUUCAAAAGAAGUGAAAUCUGUGGGCUGCAGUUUCUACUGUCUCAUAUCAACGAUGGAUCUCUUCCUCCCCCGUAGCUCUCCUUCAGAUUAUGUUUGUACAACUCCAUUUUGCCUUGGCCUGGGUCGACGCUCUGUGAAAGGGAGCGUGCCUGUCUGGCAGAGUGCUCUGAGCACUUGAACCGCAGUGAAAAGAGCAUUUCAAUGUCAUGAUUAGACCCAGACUGCCAACAACAACACACUCACAAUCCAUCCACUUCAGUGCUGUCCCCGGUGUGGCUGAUUAUAAACUGGGGGGGUGAGUGCAGCGCUUUGCAUUUCCUGUAUUAAACUAACCCUCAGUAUCCGCAGUAAAGGAUGCAUACUGAAACACAGAGAGCAGAGAGGGGUCGGUAGAAAGUGUUGCACAUAUUGAGCCUCUGUGUUUAGAGAUGUAUGUUCACACAGUCAGGAAAGUAAUGCACAAAAACCAUGGGUUCUUGGGAAUGUAAAGCUUUAAAAAUAUUUGUAUUUAAUUGUUCUGUAAAAAAAAGUCUACUUGUUUUGAAUGUUGUAAAUGAGGGCUUCUUUAUUUAAUGCUGUUUUUAUUUAUUUUUUGCCGAGGACGGUGUAAGUGUAAGGAGGCACAGAGAUCUUUUUACAGCUAACCUUAAUUGAAAGGCUGUUUGAACCAAAAAUAUUAAAAUUGUAUGUAUUGUGGUGAGGGUUUAUAACUCAUGACAUUCUUUUGAGGUUUUCUUUAAGUAUAUAGGUGUUGCCAGCUUUACAUUUGUGUGUUUGUACUGACAGACAGUCGUCAGCGCCAGAGCUGCAAUAGUGUUAUCGUCUUUGUCAUUUCUGCAUUGUUAAAAAAAAACUAAAAUCCUGCUUAUAUUUGAAUAUUUGCACAUUUUCACUUACAGAAAGCAUAUUAAGAUUAACAAUACUGGUAUUUGUACAAUUUACGAGGGAAAAAAACCUGUGGUUCACCUGUAAAAGACCAUACUAACUGUGUAUGUCCUCAAAGUCUCCCGUGCUUUUGAUAUCAAUCUGCAUGUCAAAGCAUUGCUCCUUGUUUUUUGAUUUUAUUUUAUUUUUUUUUACAAAUGAAACUAAAUAUUAUUCAAUUUUUCCAGUAAUUUAUUCUCCUGUCUGUUUGAAAUUGCUGUAACAGCUGCAGUGACAAGAUGUGCAUGUCCACAUAGCGACAGGAAUGGUGAAUUUUGUGUAACUGCAGCUAGGGACUUGUGGAGUUUACUGCUGUAAUGAUGAAGAAUACUAAACACUGUCAUCCCCAUUAUAUGAGCAGGGCUCAGAGCACAGAACAGCUGGAAACAGCGGCUUUAUGUUCAAAAUCUCCAGAGACACAGUGAGGGAUGAUCACUAACUUGCCUUCAAGAUUGAACAUUAAGCCUCGAGCUAUAAAAGCAACCUGCUCCCACUUAAUCAACCACUAACAGCCUGUUUAUAUGAAUUAUGACCUCUGCAAAGGGGUAAUUAACCCUAAGCAAACCCUCUUACGUGCUGUGCUGUUUAUAUAUAUUAUUUUGAUUGCAGUGUUGGAAAGAUGCUGAUCUUCUUUCCACACAAUGGGACAAGAAGGGUCAUAACAAAAAAUAAAUAUGUUUUAAAAAUUGUACAAUUAAAUGGCCAUAACUUGAUUGUCACCUGUAUGACUCUUUCAAUGCUGCACAUUUCAUCUCUGGAGAAUGCCUUAAUGCUACAAGGUGAUGGGGAUUCUAAGAGAAUGUGCACAAAUGUUUUAGUUUUGACGCAGAUACGGGUCCAGCUACACGCUUCACUUUGUGAUAUAGGAGGUUUGCAUCCUCUCUUAAGCUCAGUGUUGUUAUGUAGUGAAAAAAAAUCAAUGGGUGCAAUUGCAGCACUGAAAAUGAGUCACAGAAAAAAUUCUUCAUGAUUUCAGGUCAUUGUAUCCAAAGGAGGAGUGUGUGUGUGUGUGUACAUAUUGUUUAGUCAGGGAGGAUUUAUACGGCUGCUGUGUAUUUAAUGUGACUGUCCUGAUGUUUGUCCUGAAGAUGCCUGCUGUCUCUGUGUCUCGUGUUGUCUCGUGCAUUUCUUCUGAAUGUACUCUCGCUCAUCACAAAUUCAAAAACAGAAGCAUGGCACAUCCCUAUGGAAUGCAAUGUAAAUAUGUACCAAUAAAUAUGAAGAAGCUAUUUUUUUGCAUGCUUUUUGUAAGCCCAGACAUAAUCAGAGACAAUAAAAAAUACAAUCUGAGUUA
Eleginops maclovinus (Patagonian blennie) is the source of this 6004-nucleotide messenger RNA. It is a transcript of the gene camkk1a, whose product is annotated as calcium/calmodulin-dependent protein kinase kinase 1, alpha a. Gene Ontology annotation, molecular function: calmodulin binding; ATP binding; calcium/calmodulin-dependent protein kinase activity. Gene Ontology annotation, cellular component: cytoplasm. Gene Ontology annotation, biological process: intracellular signal transduction; protein phosphorylation; positive regulation of protein kinase activity. The transcript is spliced from 17 exons. Lineage: Eukaryota; Metazoa; Chordata; Actinopteri; Perciformes; Eleginopidae. Bases 527 to 2059 code for a protein of 510 amino acids. The record is from RefSeq and is a predicted model, not a curated record.